GCCACACCCCGCACCGGCCGGGGCUCCGUGACGUCGCACGGAAGGCAUUAAAAGCUCCGACCGUCGGCGCUUCGUCAAUCUGCGGGCGGCGUUGGCGUGGGAGUGUGCGUGUGCCCGUGCCCGGGAGGAGUGUGCGUGUGCCCAGGGGGCGGCGGCUGCAGAAACAAAAGUAAUAGGCGCCGAUACAACUUGUUCAUUUCGCCUUUUUCGUGUUGAGCGGGCGGCUGCCGUUUGUUUCUAUGGGCUCAGAACUUGUUAGUCUCCGGUUUCUGUAACGUCGCAGUCUUUUGUUUCCCGUCUCGUCCAGUUGAUCGGUCGGUCCUCCGAAACUUUACGGUCCUGUGCUCGGGUCCACCGAGGCUCCUGGAGCAGCAGUAAGAGAAGCAGACUGGAGAUCGGGCUCUAUGUUGCUUAUUUUGUUAGAUAGACGCGGUAAACACGCGGUUUAAUAAUAAGAAGCACUCACCACACCUUUGGAUUUUGAUUGCUGGCUCGCUUUUGUGAAAUAACUACGGACCAGCAGCUGCAGAGGCCCGCCAUGGUGAACAGCCAGGUGCCCGGCGGCAGCCCCCCCAGGGCCUGUGCGGGAUGUGGGGGCCGCAUCGCUGACCGCUUCCUGCUCUUCUCCAUGGACCGAUACUGGCACACGCGCUGCCUCAAGUGCUCCUGCUGCCAAGCCCAGCUGGGCAAGAUUGGCAGCACCUGCUACAGCAAGGGCGGCAUGGUGCUCUGCCGGGAUGACUACAUCAGGCUAUUUGGACACAGCGGGGCUUGCAGUGCCUGUGGCCAGUCCAUCCCUGCCAAUGAGAUGGUGAUGCGGGCCCAAGGAAACGUGUACCACCUUCAGUGCUUCACUUGCGCCACCUGCAGGAACCGGCUGGUGCCGGGCGAUCGAUUCCAUUACGUCAACGGCACCAUCUUCUGUGAGCACGACCGCCCCGGUGGAGGGAGUGGGACCCUGCUCAGCAGCCACCUGCCCCCCCUGCAGGGCAACACAGUGCUGCCUGACCAGAAGGUGUGCUGAGGUGUCUGUCUGCAGCUGCAGUGUGCCUUUGCCCCUCCUGCCUCUGACCCAUCAGUCAUCUUGCCAAGACUCCACUCUGGUGUCGCUGUCGUAUGCCCCCCCCCCCCCCCCAAAAAAAAAAAAAAACGCACCCUGCUAUCAAGCUGUCGCUGGACCACAAUCGCUUUGAGACACCAACGUGCUUUUCAUGUAAAUGUGUUUGUGUUUGAGCGAGCGGCUCAAAGCCCCAGGACAAUCGCAAGGCAUCACCGGGUGGCCCCCAGCCCCACGGUCUCACGGGGGGGGGGGGUGGACUGCAUCUCUCAUAGCCAAGGAAUCAGUAUGGGGGGGGGGCUGUGUGGGCGGAGGGGGACUAAGGACUGAGAUACAUCACCCGUUCUGCCUCAGAAACAUUUAGCAGACUCAUUAGCAGAUUUAAGACCCCCCCCUCCCUUCAAAAAAAGUGUUCUGUUUAACAUUUGUCUUGUUUAACAAUUGUACCCUGAAGAUGGACCAGCUAAGGGGUGAAGCCAGAGGUUAAAUGGGAAGGGUGGGAUGGCUACUGCCGUAAGGGAUUCUGUAAAAUUUGGGGGGGUUGGAGGGUGGGACAGAACUGUAAAUAUGUUUGGGUUUUCUUUUUUAAAAACGGGACUGUAUGUUCUGUGUUUGGAUUAUAUAGCUUCUACAUUUUAUUUACCAAUGGAUGUCUUUAAGAUACUGUACUCCGUGUGAGAAAGUCGCUUAUUAAACGAUGACAGUGACGAUC
Messenger RNA from Brienomyrus brachyistius, 1769 nucleotides. RefSeq names its product LIM domain transcription factor LMO4-B-like. The transcript has 5 exons. The coding region runs from base 539 to 1024 and encodes 161 amino acids. The record is from RefSeq and is a predicted model, not a curated record. NCBI's taxonomy places the organism in Eukaryota, Metazoa, Chordata, Actinopteri, Osteoglossiformes, Mormyridae.